CUCGAGAGAUGGAUGCCCUUUUUGUCUCCCGCGCCCUGCCUGCCCUCAUUCCUCCACCUCGAGAAUUUCCGCGCUGCAACCUCUUUCGUCACUCUUGACGCGACGCUACGCACGCACGCACGCACUCAUCAUAUAAGGUUCAUCCAUGGUCUCGGUCCGGGCCGCGUUUACGGACGCUUGGCGCUCCUGGCGGGUCGAAGCGGGCGACGAUCCGUCUGUGCUGCCCGACCCGCUCGAUCGAGCCAGCGAGCGGCGUCGACGCCAACGAGGACGGGGGCAGUCGGGCACCAGCGGCGGCGGCGGCGGCGGCGGCGGGCGCGCGGGCAGGCUCAAGGUGACGCUCAGACGCGGCGGGGCGAAGCGUAGCGAGGCUCCGGGCGGCUUCGUGGCCGAUGAUGAUGAAGAAACAGCAGCAGCUCCUCAGGGCGGCUUUUUGCCAGAUAACGAUGAGGAGGGAGGCGGUGGAGGCUUCUUGCCAGAAGGAGAUGGAGAAGCAAGUGCUGCUGCUGCUGCGGGCGGAUUCAUGCCCGAAGGGACAGACGAAGAGGAAGAGGAGGGGGAAGGAGAAGAAGGGACAAGGAGCGAGCCGACGCAUAUACCGCUAUCGCAUAUUCCGUUUGCGCUCGAGAAUCUGUCCCUUGCGUCGAACGAUGAGCAGGUGCUGGAGCUCUUUGCCGAGAGGGCCGUGUGGAUGGAGGGCGCCGGCGUCGGCGGAGGCGAAGCAAAUGAAGAGGAGGGGGAUGGAAGAAGAAGGAGACGGGGCGGGGCGGGGGCCGCAAACGCUGGCCUGCGAGGGGAGAAGAUGGUUAGCAGGGACGACUUCGAGAAGGUCGCAGAGGUGCUCUUGUUGGAUGUAGAAGAAGCGGACGACCAGCAGCUGGACAAAGACGAGGAAGAGCAAAACGAGGACGAGCCAGAAGACGAUGUCACGGCGUCGGGUCGGCGUCGAAGGAUGCCCAGAAGAGCAGCGGCGAGGUCGUCUAGAAAGAGGAACCAGGCGUAUGCCGACGGAGACGGAGACGAUGAUGAGGACGCGAUUGACAUCGGAAGCGGGAGCGAUGGCUACGGUGGGGAAGACAGCGACGAGGUUAGCUACAACUCCGACCCCGGAGAGGCCGUCUCCCGUCGCCGUCGUCGUCAGCCCGCUGGGCAGAAAGCACAGGCGGGCAAAGGGAAGGGUACGCCGAGGAAGAGCGCUACGGGCGGACAAAGACGCAAGAGGUCGAGGAAAGCCGUCGAGUCCGACGAGUCGGAGGAAGGAGACGAAGACGAUGAAGGGGGAGGCGUCGCGCGACUAUCGGCUGGCCAGCGGCGAUACGUCGAAGCCUCUUUCCGGCUCUUCACCGACAAGCUUAGCGAGAUAAGGCCCGGGGCGCCUGAAGCGACGAGGCUGUCUCGACGAGACGUCAAGCUUCUCGUUGACUCUGUCGGAGAAAAGAUGACGGAUAAAGAGAUCGACGAGAUGGUGAGCGAGGGCAUCAAGCUCUUCGCUCCUGCCUCGUCCUCCAAGGCCACUCGCACAACGGCUCAGCACGCAAGGGCGGCAGAGGCUGGCGCAGCAACAGCGCGGGGCCUCGUGGACCGCAGCGAAACGAUAGGCAUCGACGAGUUCGCCGGCAUCCUUGUACAAGCACGCUUGAUUUGACAUACCAUCUGCACGCAAUCUCAUGUCCUCCC
Molecule: messenger RNA, 1677 nt
Organism: Acaromyces ingoldii
Lineage: Eukaryota; Fungi; Basidiomycota; Exobasidiomycetes; Exobasidiales; Cryptobasidiaceae
Exons: 3
Coding region: 146-1645 (499 amino acids)
Source: RefSeq, a predicted model, not a curated record